AUCCCGGGAACAUCGAUUCUGCCAUAUCCUGGUUCGCCGAUUAAAGCACGACAAAAUAUGGUCGGCAUGUUUUCGGUGCGCUCCAUCUGGCCAACCGAUGAAGAACGGAAAGCCGCUGUUAGUGAGCUGUACAAUUUCAAAACAUUGCGUAAACGGAAAUGGCUCCAGGAUGUGCUUCUUGAGGAAUCAGAUUCGGAUUCGGAUGGCGAGUUCCCGUUCACUCUGCCUGAUUUGCACACCAUUGUGAAGGCAUUUGAAGCCAAGUUUUUGUGGUUGCCACCGCCACCAAUAGUUUUUGUUUCUGAUUUCCUUUAA
This is a messenger RNA of Gongylonema pulchrum, 315 nucleotides long. NCBI's taxonomy places the organism in Eukaryota, Metazoa, Nematoda, Chromadorea, Rhabditida, Gongylonematidae. The record is from the annotation of a GenBank genome assembly.